Oryza brachyantha (malo sina) is the source of this 1877-nucleotide messenger RNA. Its product is annotated as sugar transport protein MST1-like. Gene Ontology annotation, cellular component: membrane. Lineage: Eukaryota; Viridiplantae; Streptophyta; Magnoliopsida; Poales; Poaceae. Gene Ontology annotation, molecular function: monosaccharide transmembrane transporter activity. Gene Ontology annotation, biological process: monosaccharide transmembrane transport. The coding region runs from base 190 to 1716 and encodes 508 amino acids. The record is from RefSeq and is a predicted model, not a curated record. The transcript has 3 exons.
AGGAGUAGCCACUAGCCAGAGACAGAGGCAGGGCCUGCCGCUAUAAAGACUCACCCCCCCGCACCCGCAGGGCUUUGGACUCCAUCAUCAUCGUCAUCGUCAUCGUCAUCGGCGGCGGCAGCAUUUGGCGACGGCCGCCUGAGGAUUGGUUUGCCGCUGGGGGUACGUACGUACGGACGCGCGGAGAAAAUGCCCGGCGGCUCCCUCCUCAACAGCGGCGGCAUGGCGGACUACGGCGGCGGCGGCGGUCUCACCUUCCCCGUCGUGGUCACCUGCCUCAUGGCGGCGUCCGGCGGCCUCAUCUUCGGCUACGACAUUGGCAUCUCAGGUGGUGUAUCGGAGAUGGAGUCUUUCCUGGAGAAGUUCUUCCCGGGCUUGCUGAAGAGGACGGCGCACACGAGCAAGGACGUGUACUGCAUCUACAACAACCAGGCGCUCACGGCCUUCACCUCGUCGCUCUACGCGUUCGGCAUGGUCGGGACGCUGGUGGCGAGCCGCGUCACCCGGCGAAUCGGCCGGCAGGCCGUCAUGCUGAUCGGAGGGAGCAUGUUCUUGGUCGGCGCGCUCGUCAACGCCGCCGCGGCCAACAUUGCCAUGCUCAUCGUCGGGAGGAUGCUGCUUGGCCUGGGGCUCGGGUUCUCCGGCCAGGCCACGCCGGUCUACCUCGCCGAGAUGUCGCCGCCGCGCUGGCGCGGCGGCUUCAUCUCCGGCUUCCCGCUGUUCAUCAGCGUCGGGUACCUCAUCGCCAACCUGAUCAACUACGGCACGUCGCGGAUCCCCGUGUGGGGCUGGCGCUUGUCCCUCGGCCUCGCGGCGUUCCCGGCCGCCGUCAUGGUGGCGGGCGCGGCGUUCAUCCCGGACACGCCGAGCAGCCUUCUCCUGCGCGGGAAGCACGACCUCGCCCGCGCCGCGCUCCAGCGCGUGCGCGGCAAGGGCGUCGACGUCGACGCCGAGUUCAACGACAUCCUCACCGCCGUGGAGCACGACCGCAGGAACGACGAGGGCGCGUUCCGGCGGAUCCUGCGGCGUGAGUACCGGCCGUACCUGGUCAUGGCCGUCGCGUUCCCGGUGUUCCUCAACCUCACCGGCGUGGCCGUGACGGCCUUCUUCUCGCCGAUACUGUUCCGCACCGUGGGGUUCGAGAGCGACGCCGCGCUGAUGGGUGCCGUCAUUCUCGGCCUAAUGAACAUCGGCGGCAUCCUCGGCUCGGGCUUCGCCAUGGAUCGCUACGGCCGGAGGCUGCUCUUCAUGAUCGGCGGCGCGCUCAUGUUCACCUGCCAGGUGGCAAUGGCGAGCAUCGUGGGGUCGCAGCUGGGGAACGGGAGCAAGAUGGCCAGGGGAUACGCGGUGACGGUGCUGGUGAUGACGUGCGCCUUCUCGGCGAGCUUCAGCUGGUCGUGGGGGGCGCUGUACUGGGCCAUCCCCGGCGAGAUCUACCCCGUGGAGGUCCGGUCGGCGGGGCAGGGCGUGGCGGUGGCGCUCAACCUGGGGCUCAACUUCGUGCAGGCGCAGUGCUUCCUCGCCAUGCUCUGCUGCUUCAAGUACGGCACCUUCCUCUUCUACGCGUCGUGGCUCGUCGUCAUGACCGCCUUCGCCGUCGCCUUCGUGCCGGAGACCAAGGGCGUGCCGCUCGAGUCCAUGGGCCACGUUUUCGCGCGCCACUGGUACUGGGGCAGGUUCGUCAAGGACCAGAAGUUCGGCAACGUGUCGACCUAAGUCUAGUGCAGUAAUUUACACGCGUGCAGUGCAGGUGCAGCGUCGGCUUGAUUGAUCUCAUAAGUAGUUUAGCGUGUGCUCAAUGUUAGUAAUAUCGGUAAGACGGAUUUUGGGUAAGUUAAUCAAGAAUGGGCAAUGUAUGUCACUGAGAUGUUCGAUCU